Molecule: messenger RNA, 920 nt
Organism: Paramisgurnus dabryanus
Lineage: Eukaryota; Metazoa; Chordata; Actinopteri; Cypriniformes; Cobitidae
Gene: snrnp27
Product: small nuclear ribonucleoprotein 27 (U4/U6.U5)
Biological process (GO): RNA splicing
Cellular component (GO): precatalytic spliceosome
Source: RefSeq, a predicted model, not a curated record
UUAUUACAGCGGUGCACAGUUGAUGGCGACUAGCAGACGUUUGUGUCUAGAAAUUUCUGCGUAGGUCGCAUUCCGUGGUAGUUUUGUUUGAAAGAAAAUAACCUAAUAUAUACUAGUUGAAUAAUGGUGAGGAGCAGGAGCAGAACACCACCGCGGAGAGAGAGACGCCGUUCACGCUCAACCUCUCGAGAUCGGGAACGCACUAGGCGCAGGGAGCGCGACAGGUCUCGAUCACGAGACAGAGACAGACGGAGGUCACGCUCGCGCUCCCCCCACAGGCGCAGAUCCAGAUCUCCACGAAGACACCGCUCCUCCUCCCUGUCUCCAGCGCGACAGAAAGACAGAAGAGAUGAUGAGAGAAAAGAUGCUAAAGAGAAACCUGCAAAAGCCCAUCAGAUAUCAGCUGAGGACAUGCAAGGGAAAACUGAGGAGGAAAUCGAGAUGAUGAAAAUGAUGGGCUUUGGAUCCUUUGACAGCACAAAGGGCAAGAAGAAAGAGGGUUCUAUUGGUGCGUUUGCCGUCAACGUGUCUCAGAAGAGAAAAUACAGGCAAUACAUGAACAGGAAAGGUGGUUUCAACAGACCCUUGGAUUUCAUUGCUUGAUCGUGGGAAGUCAGGAGGCACGAUUUAACAACUUUUACUAUAGUACAGCAAAACAUGUUUAUUUUAUGCCUCAGUUUAUGUAAAUACAUGUGCAAACAGUUUUUCUUCUGUUUGAUUUUUUUUUUUUUUUCAUUCAAAGGCUUUAAUGUGUGUUUAUUUAGUGUGCAGUGAAUAAACUUCAUAGCUAAUUUUAAGAGAAUGCCAAGUUGUUAGCUGUCAAUAUAAUUUUGUGAAAACGUUCAGUAGUAAAUAAAUUCAGAACAGUUGAUGGAUGUUUUGGUUUGUUUUUGUACAUUAAAAGUGUUGUAUUUGUAUUA